Eremothecium sinecaudum is the source of this 516-nucleotide messenger RNA. RefSeq names its product Arc19p (gene ARC19). The coding region runs from base 1 to 516 and encodes 171 amino acids. Gene Ontology annotation, cellular component: actin cytoskeleton; Arp2/3 protein complex. NCBI's taxonomy places the organism in Eukaryota, Fungi, Ascomycota, Saccharomycetes, Saccharomycetales, Saccharomycetaceae. Gene Ontology annotation, biological process: Arp2/3 complex-mediated actin nucleation; actin filament polymerization. The record is from RefSeq and is a predicted model, not a curated record. The transcript has a single exon. Gene Ontology annotation, molecular function: actin filament binding.
AUGUCCCAAUCAUUACGUCCGUACCUCAACACUGUUCGCUACUCUCUACAGGCUGCUUUAAAUUUGUCGAAUUUCUCUUCUCAAGAUGUAGAACGUCAUAACAGGCCGGAAGUAGAAGUGCCAAACAAUAGCGCUGAACUUCGCCUACAGGAUAUGCACAUUGCCCGUAACGAACACGAACAAGUUCUCAUCGAAUCAAGUGUCAACAGUGUGCGCAUGAGUAUCAAGGUAAAGCAGUCGGACGAGAUAGAACAAAUUUUGGUGCACAAGUUCACUCGUUUCCUAGAACAAAGAGCGGAAUCCUUCUACAUUCUAAGGAGAGUUCCCAUCAAUGGCUACAGCAUUUCAUUCCUAAUCACUAACAACCACACAGAGACAAUGAUUACGGAGAAAUUGGUCGACUUUAUCAUUGAGUUCAUGGAGGAAGUGGAUAAGGAAAUUAGCGAGAUGAAGUUAUUCUUGAACGCCAGGGCCAGAUUUGUUGCUGAGGCGUACCUAGGCCAAUUCGUAUACUGA